AAAUAAGGAAGUGGGCUGUUGCUCAUUAAAGAUUGUGGACCAUGGACACAGUUAGCUAGCGAGGCUAAUCUUUAAUCUUUCCAUUCAUGCAUUAGAAGAAAUAACAGUUUAUCUAUUGAGACUUUCGCACAGCACACCACAAUGGUUGACGACUUCGAGGGACAGGAGGUCCGGUCCAGCGGGGAGCUGUGGUCCGAAAUCUGCUCCAGUCUGCCGGAGGGGCGAGCUGAAGCGGCUCCAGAGAACAACCCGGAGUUCAAAGACUCAUUCCAGCCAGCAGCACAAGUCGGAACCCAAAUCAAUGGACAGUCAAACGGGACAAAUACUAGUUCUUCUGGUGCCAAAUGGGAACCCAUGGAGGAUUCUGAGAUCUACAUAGCCAGCUUAGAGAACCGCCUGAAGAAACUAAAGGGCCAGUCCAGUGAUGUGACCUCCAGGGACAUGUUGCGCUCGUUGUCUCAAGCUAAGAAAGAAUGCUGGGAUAGAUUUCUGCACGACGCCCAGACCUCAGAGCUUUUCCAAGGCGGUGAUAUGGAUGAGAGUGCUCUUGAACACUUUAAGAGGUGGUUGAUUCCUGAGAAGGUGGCCAUCAGCGCAGAGGAGCUGGAAUAUCUCCUGAGGCCGUCUCAGAGCAAGGAAGCAGCUGAACCCAACCAGACAGAGAACGAGGAGGACACGGACGGAGAGAGACACAACCCCGAGGAAGAUGAUACUCACAGCCCGGAGAAAUGAGUGGGUUUAAAAUAGUCACACUAAAAGAAGAACUCAUUUGGCGCACAUUGAGUAAGGGUGACUUGUUACCGCCAUGCUCAUUUUGAGCUGCAUUAUCUCAUGGCAGUGUUUUGGCCAAAGCUUUUGUUAACAGUGGUCAAAGAGGCAAUUAUAGCCCAUCAUCAUCCUCUGUAUCCCCAGCAACUGAGUGUUAAGUACUUAUUCAGUCACACAUGUUUUGUCCUUGCUAUUCAUCCCUUCAAACAAAUCACACCAUAAAAAUAUAUAAUGAAGAAUUUGAAAUUAGACUUGUUUGUCCUGUUGCAGUAGAACUUACAUGUAAUCUGUGUAGUGACUACAGUAUCUGUUACAAGAAUGGCCCUCUACUUUCAAUACAAAUGCAAAGACUAAUGCUAAGACCACAGUCUCAUGUUGUAAAUUAGACUCUGAUGAUGUACGCUGUUAAUUAUCCUGCAGAGACAUUAUUUUUCUGUAAUCAAACAUUUUUUCUGACGGACCUCUAGAGUAAGAAUAUAUUCCUGAAAAUACUGUAACAUAUUGUGUAACAUCUUUAUGUUUACCAUGUUGAUUUUACAUGUGAAGUUUUACCCAUGUUUCAAUAAAAAACAAGUAGAAUUGA
Morone saxatilis (striped sea-bass) is the source of this 1351-nucleotide messenger RNA. RefSeq names its product coiled-coil domain containing 32 (gene ccdc32). The record is from RefSeq and is a predicted model, not a curated record. The transcript is spliced from 4 exons. Bases 142 to 732 code for a protein of 196 amino acids. Lineage: Eukaryota; Metazoa; Chordata; Actinopteri; Moronidae. Gene Ontology annotation, biological process: cilium organization.